AAGAAGAAGAACAGUGGCGUGGAGUGCUUUGCGAUAUGUAUCGAUUGAUCUGUCAUCUAAACCUAUAGAAAAGAAUCGAUAGACAGGGUGUUAGCAACGAAAACCUCAACAAUCGAUUCCUUACCGCACAGCUUCAGAUGGGAACAUACUGAUAAUCGAUCUUUGGCGCUUUGCCACUGAAGCAGGAGAAGAAGCAUGCAUUUAAGUUAUGUAUUUACGGAAUUUAGUGAUUGAUAUUCAAACUUCUCAGCGGAGGAGAAUAUAAAAUUGGACGACCUCUGCUUCGAGUAUUAUAAGGAUCCUUCGAUGGAUUCAAUUACGAGCCCACAGACGCCUGAUUCCCUAAAAAUGAACUUCAUUCUCGCUGAAAUUGCAGUUCAUUGCCGAAAGACAAGUAUACUUAAGGGCACUUUAAAGGUCCAAGUUGGAACAGAUUCGCUAAUUUCAAUGACCUCUUUGAAAAAUGAGGAUUUAAGAGUACCGAAUUGGUGUGUUUUCGUUCUCACAGAUUCAAUUACGAGCCCACAGACGCCUGAUUCCCUAAAAAUGAACUUCCUUCUUGCUGAAAUUGCAGUUCAUUCCGGGUUCAGAAUCCGAACCAUCCCGGCAGGUCCCGACCAGGGAGGUCCGGACGGGAGUGUUGCAUGUGCGGAGUUGGACACACUGGCCCUGACCGUGGAUACCACACAAGUGUACGCGAGGUGUCGCCGGUGUCACAUGACUUGUACUCCUGUCCUGUUCGCUGUUCUCUCUCCCCGCGCGGUCCUCCGUCUCGGCCAGGGUGUCACAGAGGUGCGUGUGAACGUCGCCCUCAGAGACCGCGGCACCGGGAUCCCUUCAAAAUGCAUAGAUUUUACUGUUAAGUUCAAUCGUCACGAAUAACGAACCGCGGACUUGGAGGAGAAUAUCGACGGUGAAACUACCAAACCGCGUUUCUCGUUUGCGGUGUUUAAAAAUCUACGCUCACAUUUUAUUUUUUUGAAGUAGACCAAAUCAAUAUCAUUUCUU
Molecule: messenger RNA, 1008 nt
Organism: Bemisia tabaci
Lineage: Eukaryota; Metazoa; Arthropoda; Insecta; Hemiptera; Aleyrodidae
Source: RefSeq, a predicted model, not a curated record